AUGGCUAAAAGUCAUGAUAAAAAGAAGAAGAAGAACAAGGGGAUAUCCAACACAGUCAUUGCCCCUCUUGAGGAUGACUUGCCUGAGCAACCCACGGACCUAGUUAUUCCAGAGCUCGAAGAGUAUGCCCAGGUAGCUGAAUGUCCUUAUACGACUCCCAUCAUCACCCUCAAGGUCGACGGCAACUACUACAGGAUUCCACAGCAGUACCUCCAACCAUAUAAAACUUUGCAAUUCGAACCGGAGGUUAUGCACAAUGAAUACUGGGGGAGUGAGCGCCAUCAUCACCACCAGCUGUGCAUUGAGCCGCAAAGUGCCCAUACCUUCAUUCAUUACUUGUACACUGGACAGUAUGAGACACUUAAAACCCCACCCAGCAUACCUCAGGCAGCGGAAGACAUCCCCACAAUACUCAACACUCGUGAUAAAGAGGAGUUCGAGCGCGCAGUCUAUGUAUAUCAGGCUGCCGUUCAAUACGAGAUCCCGGGGCUACUAAGCAUGGCGCAGCACUUCAUGGCCCGAUUUGCCGAGAGAUUGUCAAUAGAAGAUAUUCUGCGUGCCAUAAGAUGUGUUUACGGAAGCCUUCUCGAUGAUCAUUCUGGACGCAUGUGGCUUAAGGACUUUGUCCGAGAACAAUUGAUUGUGGCAUUUAGAAACACAGAUGGAAAGCUGCGACAAAUCAUAAAGAACUAUGAGAUUGGAAAUAGUCAAAGUUUCGAUACUUUCGUUGUUGAUGAGGUCUUGGCACUAUACGAAAUGGAGCAAGACAGAAUACACCGCGUGAUGAGCUUGGUCGAAUCUUAUAAAGCUAUUAAGCCUGUGCCUCAUCGCAUAUUCGAAUGGAAGUGUGAGCCUAAGGGUGUGCCUGAGUCCUGUGUGUGA
Aspergillus piperis CBS 112811 is the source of this 882-nucleotide messenger RNA. RefSeq lists its product as uncharacterized. The transcript has 3 exons. The coding region runs from base 1 to 882 and encodes 293 amino acids. Lineage: Eukaryota; Fungi; Ascomycota; Eurotiomycetes; Eurotiales; Aspergillaceae. The record is from RefSeq and is a predicted model, not a curated record.